CGGUGGUUCAACCUUAAUGUUAUGAAGCAACGAGAAUACUUUUUGUACUUGAUGGGCGAUUUCAAAACACCGCUUCAUGAAGCUUCAAAGCUUUAUGAAUCAUUGGUUUCAAAUGAACCACUGAAAUUAAAAAACAUUUCGAAACACUUAUCAUGUAACGAAGCCUCGUUUACUGAAAUCACCUGACUUUGGCAGUUUGAUACACGCUCCGAACCACUGAUUCGAAACAAAAGAUUUGUAAAGCUUCGAAGCUUCAUGAAGCAGUGUUUUGAAAUCACCCAUCACUAGAUAUUGUUGAAUGAAGUUGUUAUUUUGUUUUUUUGGCACACAAAAAAUAUUUUCGUCACUUCAUAACAUUAAGGUUGAACCACUGUAGUCACAUGAACUGUUUUAAAUAUGUCUUUAGUAGCUUUCUUGGCAUUUGAAAGUGUUUAUUAUCUUGCUGUCAAUGGAGGCCUCACUGAGCCAUCAGAUUUUAUCAAAAAUAUCCUAAUUUGCGUUCCGAAGAUGAACGAAGGUCUUACGGGUUUGGAACGACAUGAGGUAACAGCCAUGACUUCCUUCAGCUCAUCACUCUCUGAUGAGCUGCUCCAGUGCCAUAUAUGUCUGGAGGUGCUCAUUGACCCAGUCACCACUUCAUGCGGACACAACUUCUGUAUCAGCUGUAUCGAGGCAUGCUGGGAAAGUGGACAAGGCUUUCUGUGCCCUUUCUGUAAGGAAGAGUUUGAAAGUAAACCAGAAUUGAAGAUAAAUGCAGCAUUUAAAAAGGUUGUUGACCGUUUCAAUGUGCAUCGACGGCCAAAGAAACUUCAACACCAAACAAAACAUUUUCAACAACUUUUAUGUGAUGUCUGCUCUGAAAACAAGCAAAGGGCAGUAAAGUCUUGUUUGCAUUGUGUAACAUCUUUCUGCAAGAUUCACCUUGAUACUCACAAAACUGCACCAAGGCUCAUAAGGCACAAACUGAUCAACCCCGUGGAGAACCUGGAAGAUUAUAUCUGCGGGAAACAUGAUAAACCACUGGAGAUGUUCUGCAGAGAUGACCAGACCUGUCUAUGUCUGUUUUGCACUGAAACAGUACAUAAGACUCAUAAUGCUGUUCCUAUAGAGGAAGAAAGUGAACACAGGAAGGUUCAACUGGAAAAGACACAGGCAGAAAUCAAGGUGAUGAUCCAGGACAGAAAUAAGAAGAUUAAGGAGACAAAAAACUUAGUGAAGUCCAAAAAGAGCACCACAGAGAGAAAUAAAGCAAAUAAAGUUGAGCUGUUCGCUGAUCUGAUCCACUCCAUUGAGAGAUGUCAGAAUGAGCUGCUGGAGGUGAUGGAGCAGAAGCAGAAAGCAGCAGAGACACAGGCCGAAGAGCUCAUUAAAGAGUUAGAGCAGGAGAUCACUGAGCUGAAGAGGAGAGACACUGAGCUGGAGCAGCUCUUACACACUGAGGAUCACUUACACCUCCUACAGGUUUACUCAUCUAUGUGCAGCCCUCCACAAGUCAAGACCCGGACGAACAUCAACAUUAACAUAGAUCUACUGAACACAGAAACUCUAGAGAAAGCCCUUACUUGCCUCAAGAAAAAAGUCAACAAGGAACUGAAAAAAAUCCAUGAGAUCACUCAACUUUCUGUUAUUCAAGGAUUCAACUUCAUUCUACCAACAUCACAACCUUCAGCCAAUAGGAUAUUUGUAUUUGGCAGCACUAACACAGAUUCCGUUACCUCAAGUCCUUUAUGGGUACCUAAAAGUUCUUUAGUGACUGAAAAAAAGAAUGAGACUGUGAAUUUGAGAACACAGCACAGCACCCUGACAGAGAUUUCAAAAAUCAAAACAAGCAAAGUUCAGACAGAGGGCAAAAUCUACUUUACUCUGGGUAAAACAGACUGCAGCACUCCCUCAACGAAGAGAGUGGGAAUGAUUAAUGAACAAGUGAAGGUCUCACGCUUCGGUGUGGGUACUUCUCCAUUAGCAGAUCUGAGCUCAAUACAGAAACUUUACGAAGUGUAUGUGAUUUUGGAUCCUGACACAGCUUACCCUAAACUCAUCCUGUCUAAAGACAGGAAACAAGUGAGGCAUGGUGGAACCUGGACAGAUGUUCCCAAUAACCCUGAGAGAUUUGACUCCUUUGCCUGUGUCUUGGGAAAGGAUGGGUUUUCCUGUGGGAGGUUUUACUUUGAGGUCCAAGUCAGUGAUAAGACUGAAUGGGAUUUAGGUAUGGCUAGAGAGUCCAUUAGGAGAAAGGGGAAAAUAAGAGUGUGCCCAGAGAAUGGGUUUUGGUGUAUAUGGCUAAGGAAUGGCUGUGAAUAUAUGGCUAAUGAAUCCUGUCCUGUUCCCCUUUCCCUGAAAGACAAGCCCCAGAAGGUGGGGCUGUUUGUGGAUUAUGAGGAGGGUCUGGUCUCCUUCUACAAUGUGGAGACCAAGGCUCUUAUCUACUCUUUCACUGGUCUGUCUUUUACUGAGAGAAUCUAUCCAUUUUUCAGCCCUUGCAACACAAGAGGUGAUACGAACUCAAAGCCUCUGAUUAUCUCUACUGUUAAUAAGUCUAAUUAUUAGGGAUGCACCGAUACUCGUGGAAGCUCGUGUACUUGUAGCUACUCGUACUCGUAAAAAUACCCCCGAUACCAAAGACCGAUACCUCGCGUGACGUAACUGACAGAAUUUUCCAUGCACAGAGACACUGACGGCAUCUUUCAUAGGCAAGCUCUGUUAUCCUGGUUACUGGCGUAAUAAACACAAUUUCUCUCCCCACAGAUGUUUGAUAUGGAAUAAUAAAGAUAUUAAAUACAAGAAUACAACACUUUUUUUCAAUAUUGGUUUAGAAACAACAUUUUAUUGGUGACACAGUUGUUUCGCCAUGAUGGUCACUUACUUUCAUAUGGAGAAUUUCUAAAUAAAUUCAAACUUCCUAUAUCUGCAAAGGAUUAUGCAGUUGUUUUUGAUGCUAUACCUUCUGGUCUCCUUCAGCUGUUGCGAGGUGCUAAUGCUGUUGAUUUGGAUGCAACUAUUGAUUUUAAUUUAAGGUUAGGUGGUAUAAGUAUUGUUGAUAAAAAAUGCAACAAUAAAUUCCUUAGACAGAUUUGUCAUUCACUUAGGAUACCCCCAGCUAAAAGCUUUUGGAAUUCAUUAAGUGGGAGAAGGCUUUUUUAGUUUCCAGGAGAUACUGUGUCACCAAUAAGAUUCAUGAGGUUUCAUUUAAAAUUAUUCAUUGUAUUUACCCAGUUAAUCAGGUUAUAAAAAGAUUUAAGAAAGAUAUUGAUUUGAAAUGUCUGUUUUGUAAUUUGAAUGAUGAGACUAUUUAUCAUCUUUUUUUUUAUUUCAGUGUAUUUGCACUAAAUUGUUCUUUUGUGAUUUUGAGGUCUUUUUUAAGGAGAUCUCUGGAACUGACAUUAAUCUGAAGGACAAAAAUAUUUUAUUUUUUUAUGAUAAGCCUUUAGAAAAGAAAAUUUGUUUUGUUCUUAAUUUGUUUAUUAUUUUAGGGAAAUAUCACAUUCAUAAAUGUCGAUGGGCAAAAAAUACACCUAGUUUAAUACAAUUUAAAUUUGAGCUUUGUCAUUAUCUUAAGUCAUCGGAGGGUGUAAGGAACAGCAAAGCAAAAAAGACUAUAAACUGUUGUAAGGCCUUGAAAUUCUAUCCUUUUUAAAAAUCUUUGUAUUUAUUUUGUAAUUAGAGCUAUGGAUUUGAUUUCAAUACCCCUGUGUAUAUAGUUAUUUAUCUUUGUAUUAUCUGUCUUUAAUUUAUUAUUAUUAUUAUUAUUUUUUAUUAUUUUUAUUUUUAUUUUUUUUGGUACUAUUGUUAUUUUUGUUUUGUAAUGUAUGUUUUUUACUGAUUUUCUUGCUGCUGCUGUUAUUAUUAUUAUUAUUAUUUUGUAUUAUUGUAAUUUUUAUUUGUUUUGGGGGUUUUUUUUGCUUGUUUGUUUGUUUAUUUGUUUUUUGUUUUGUUACUGAAUAAAGCAUUUAAAAAAGUGAGAGACACCGACGGCAGCAGCAGAAACAAUGUCAGCCUCAGGGUUGUGGAAAUACUUCAAAAUUAAUGAUGACAACCCACACAUUGAGAACUGCAUGCUUUCAAUCACAAUUCGUUAUCGAUUAGUGAACGCGGGAUAGGCGGAAUCGCGCUAAAUGACACAGACCAGACGCGCUCUCUCGCGCGCGCGUGCGAUCCCAGUUCUCUCAGACAGCGCGCGAUCAGUUCUCCUCGCGCCUGAAUGGUCAAAUGCAUAGUUGUCAAAAUGUCCAUCAUGUGGAGUAUCUCACGUAAAUACAGUCGGUUAUGGCUUAAGUCGACGUAAACAUUUGGGUGAAAACAGGAUAUGUGUCAGUAUCCAUGGAUUCGGUCUUAAAGGGACCGUAGCCUAUAUUUGUCAUUAAUGUUAAUAAAACAACAAAAGAUGUUAAAUAAAGGUAUACAUGGUAAAUAAACCUACUGUAUCUGAAAAAAAAAGUUUAUUUAAUUUGUAUCUCUAUAGUAUUUGUUGUAUUGUUUGUAAAUUUUUUUCCCCGAAAAGGCAUAAAAAUCUGUAUGUAUUUGUUAACUGUUAGUUGUAAUAAGUGUUUUGAGUAAUUCGCUGUAUGUUGAUGAUAAUGCAACAGAGAGAGAGAGUUUAAUGCGCACUUCUUGUGCUCUGUAAUGUUUAGCUUUUGUGGUGAUUUGUUUGGAGUGAAAACGGACGCAAUAAACUUAAUAAAACAUCGGUAAAGGUUUGGUCAUUAUUCGGAUAGGGUCUGCUACACUUAUGAAAGUUACAGAAGUUAUUUAGUCAAGAAUAGUGUGUGAUUUUUUGUUAUUUGAUUAACAUUAAGCGCAGACAGCUCAGUGCCUUCACGCAGUUAAUUAAUAAACCAUCGGUUUGUCAUAUCAGCCUUUUUCCUCCUACAGCCGAUAUGCCUAUGGUUGUAAAUUGAGCAAAAAUCGGCCGAUAAAUAUCGGCGGCCGAUACAUCGGUGCAUCCCUAAUUUUUAGUAAUAAUAAAGAAGCUGUCUUACAUUCAUUAGUCUCACUGUGCUUGGAAAACUGCAACAUCACCAAAAAAAAAAAAAAAAAAGAGAGAGAGAGAGAGAGAGAGAGAGAGAGAGAGA
Molecule: messenger RNA, 5069 nt
Organism: Ctenopharyngodon idella (grass carp)
Lineage: Eukaryota; Metazoa; Chordata; Actinopteri; Cypriniformes; Xenocyprididae
Product: tripartite motif-containing protein 75-like
Exons: 7
Coding region: 397-2547 (716 amino acids)
Molecular function (GO): zinc ion binding; protein binding
Source: RefSeq, a predicted model, not a curated record